UGACGCCCCCUGCUGCGCCGCGGAGACUUUGGCUAGGCGAGCGAGCGAGCGACUUUUAGCCGGCGAUGGACAACGGAGCGGUGUACAGUCCCACCACCGAGGCGGCCCCGGGCGCCGGCAGGGGCGCGCGCAGCGGCCUGGCCGCCUACUUCUUCCUGGGCCGGCUCCCCUGGUCUCGGCGCGUCCUCAAAGUCUUGCAGCUGCUGCUGUCUCUGCUGGCCUUCAUCUGUGAAGAGGUUGUGUCCGAGUGCACGUUGUGUGGAGGCUUGUACUUCUUUGAAUUUGUGAGCUGUAGUGCCUUUCUCCUGAGCCUCCUCCUGCUGAUCGUAUACUGCACACCAGUGCACGACAGGGUGGACCCUGGAAAAGUCAAGUCGUCGGAUUUUUACAUCACUCUGGGAACAGGCUGUGUAUUUCUGUUGGCAUCUAUCAUUUUUGUUUCUACCCAUGCUGGGACCUCAGCUGAAAUUGCUGCAAUUGUGUUUGGGUUUAUAGCAAGUCUGAUGUUCCUGCUAGACUUUGUGGUCAUGCUGUGUGAGAAACGGCAGGAGAGCCAGCUGAGAAAGCCUGAGAACCACGCCCGGGCUGAGGCCCUCACCGAGCCGCUCAAUGCUUAGGCCAGGAGCAGACUGCGGACCAGAGGAGUACUCCUUCCCGUGGGACCUGUGUCAUGUGUGCACCUCGUCUGUUGGAGAGAAGGGAAGGGGCAGGAGGGUGACUUCUCAGUGUGGGGUGGCAGCCCUGCAGUUAGCACAGAGGGUUUUUAAUAACCUGGGAGCUUAUCUCUAACGGAGGAGGUUUUGUUGCUUGUUUGUUUGUUGUUAAAGAUGAGCACUGUUGUCUUUGAUUGCAUGUCUGUCAUUUGCUACAGGCUACACCGGAUUUAGCUUCCAGACCGUUCAUUCUCCAUCCUUUCAGGAACUGUUUCAUUUUAAAGUUAUUUGCUUUGCUGUUAGUUUUUGCUGGUUACAUUCUGUUCUGUGGUUGGAGAUUUCACUGUGUUUAAGGUGCUGGUGUAGGCUUCUUCCCUAAUACAUGAUCCUUGUCUUUGUCUCCCUCACCUUACGCUUACGUGCUAACCCAAAGGGAGUUAUCCUUGCUCUUUUUGAUCCAUGUAUUGCCUAACGGAAAGUGCAUAGUGCUGUUUAUGUGUAUAAAAGCAACAAUAUCAGCCGCCUUGUGGUUUGUACAUUGCACUCUGGUUGUUAAAAUUAAAAGAAAAAAGAUUGUUACAGAAUGCAGAAAGGUGAAGAAACUGAUACUACAUCUAAAGACCAAAGAUAGAAUGGACUCUGUGUACAGUGGACAUAAUUGCACAGAUGGGCCCUGACCUCUCGGCAGAGAUGUGAAGGGUCGUGCUACGCACACGGAAUGGCAGUUGAUGGUGUUCAUCCUGUGAGUUGGGAGCUGUGGGCCUCCUUCCUGGCAUACCGUCAUCUCUGCUCAGGUGCACACGGCUCCGCAGCCUCUCUUUGGAGUCCCGCUGGGCUUGCUCACCCACCUGAGUCUGUCUCCUCCUCUCUGACGCUCUCAGUGUCCUUGGGCCACAUCACCAUCUUCAGAGGGAGCCUUCGCUCUUGCUCCGUCCCUCCCCUUCUCCCUCUAGUUCAUCGUCCGCCAUCUCCAGGCUGGCCAGACUUUUGUGCCCCCCUCCUUGUCAACCAAAGUCUGAGGCAGGAAUGUCAGGUUCUUGUUCCCACAGGCCUCUGCUUGAGUUUCUCUCCAGGGGAGGUGUCUUGAGAAAGCCGAUCCUGGAAGCCCUGCUAGUGAAUACUGUUGGUGGUGUGAGGAGGCUACAGACUAUCCCCACACUUUGCAAGGAUUGCUUGUUGCUUCAAGGCUAACUUAGAGCCACUGAGACACCUGUGUGCCCAAAGGGGACCUUUCUUUCUUAUCUUCAUUCUGGGGUUUGCCUGAGACCGAAAUAUGUCAAGGCCUCUGUAUUCUAGUGGAGGUUUCCCAGGCUGCGGUUUGUCUCUGAGGACGUGCGAUCAUGUUUCCAGGGAUUUGGUGUAAAGUUCCCCUCGUUUUCAGUCUCUGUCUGUCAUUGUGAGUGGUUUUGGUUACACGAGUGAGGCUCUUGUAGUUCUCAGAAGUGGGUGGAUCCGGGCACGGAGCUUCUUCUGUCCCUGCCUCACUGACUGACCUGCUGGCGUCGGGCGGGUUAGCUGCUUGGGAGAUCAUGAAACCAAUCAUGGUGUUGCCUUACUGGGCAUGCCAUCUGAGAGAAAGGACAAUAUGUAGGCGCUGGAAACCAAGAACAGAAUAACUCAAAAGGAACCAGUUUACAGCAGACAAUUUAGAAUUUUACAUCAAGCAUUGGAACUAUCAUCUAGACCUGUUAAGAAUUAACAGCAAAUCAGGGCAACGUUAGUGUAACCCACUGUUAGUCAGCUGUUUGGCAUUGUAACAGAAUACCUGUGACAGUCAUCUUAAAAAGAGGAAAGGUUGAGGCUGGAGAGAUGGGGCAGAGGUUGGUGCUUCUUCCUUCUCUUCAGAGGACCUGAGUUCUGUUCUCCAGCGCCGGCAUAGGGUGACUCUCUACGGCCUGAUACUCUACCACCAGGGGACCCAGUGUCUGGUCUCUGGCACACAAACAUGAAUGGCAUACAUAACUUUACAUCUUAAAGUUAAAAAAAAGGAAAAAGAGGGUUUGUGUGGGCGUGCAGUUUUGUAAGCUUCAGCCGUGGUCAGUCCUGUUAGUCCUGCUCUGUUAGGAGGCAGCACAUCAUGGUAGGGCCUUGGUAGAGCAGGCAGCUCAUCCUGUGCCUCCAGGAAGCGAGCAGUGAGCGGGAAUGACUUGAGGUGCUGUGUUCCCUUUAGAGGGUUUGCCACCCUCACACCAGGUCCCACCUCUCAGUAAUGCCACCCAGGAGUAUACCUCUCUGCCAGCGUUAGGCUUGUUCAGGAUGCACAGACACACUGUCUCACCCAUGCAGCAACUUAGCAUCCAGUUGUUUACCGUGAGUUUGCUUUGCUCCACAGUCGAGGGCUCCUUGGCUACUCCAUUCCUUCCCUGUAAGAGGAUAAUUGGUCACUCUUAGAACUUCCUCUUUUGGGGGACCUGUGACCGGUUGACUUGUGCAUCCUCUGGGGCUGGGGGGCAGGGAGGGGUGAUGGGGUUAAAGACUGUCACCAAAUCAGCUCAAGAAGAGCUGGGGCUGGGACUGUCAACGCAGAAAAGACGUCUUUAUUAGCCGCUGUAGCAAAUGUGAUUUGCUGUAUUUUAUACAAACUGUUUAGAAUGGUUUUUAAGACUUAGAAGGGAAAUAUACUUACAGCACAAGACUUUUAUAAUUACUAUACUUAAAUUAUGCUUUAUGCGGGGACUGGGAAAUGUAUUUUUACAUUGCUUAUAUCCGAUCACUUUUCUAUUUGUUGAUUUAAAACCUGUGGGUCUUUUUUUAUCACUCUUAAUAUAACUUUUAUAAUCUUUUAAAAUAAAUCCUUUUAAUUCCA
Molecule: messenger RNA, 3459 nt
Organism: Mesocricetus auratus (golden hamster)
Lineage: Eukaryota; Metazoa; Chordata; Mammalia; Rodentia; Cricetidae
Gene: Cmtm6
Product: CKLF like MARVEL transmembrane domain containing 6
Exons: 4
Coding region: 66-617 (183 amino acids)
Cellular component (GO): membrane
Source: RefSeq, a predicted model, not a curated record